Acaromyces ingoldii is the source of this 2750-nucleotide messenger RNA. RefSeq lists its product as hypothetical. The coding region runs from base 79 to 2577 and encodes 832 amino acids. The transcript has 8 exons. The record is from RefSeq and is a predicted model, not a curated record. NCBI's taxonomy places the organism in Eukaryota, Fungi, Basidiomycota, Exobasidiomycetes, Exobasidiales, Cryptobasidiaceae.
CCAACCUCCUCCCGGUCUGUACCUGCUGUUCCAUUCCACCACGACCAUCGCUCCCUUCUCUGAUCUAGACUUGCAGAGAUGUCCUUCUCCUCGCCUCCCUCGCGGCUUCCGUCGGGGCUGAGGCUUCCCUCGGUUUCGUCGAGCGACUUGUUGCCCUCGUUCGUCAAGGGCGCUCCCUUCUCGCUCCAGGUCCUGUUCUUUAUUCUUGCUAGCUUGUUGGCGCUGUCGUUUGCCAUUCGCUUCAUUCCUGGCGUGCGCACCUCCCUCGUCUUUGCCUACAACUGCUUCCUGCAGCCUAUCGGCAAGGUAGCCAACCAGAGCGAGCGUCUCGACCGUUUCUAUCAGCACCAGGCAGAUGUCUAUGAUGCCACUCGCAGCGGCCUCCUUCGUGGGCGCCGCACCAUGCUCAAACUCGUUGCUGCCCAGCUUCGCGACAUGCAGCGCACCAAGCCUGGAAAGCCUCUCGUCUGGGUCGACAUUGGAGGCGGCACUGGCUGGAACAUCGAGCAGAUGGCCGAAUACUUUCCCCUUGACCAGAUCUCGCAGAUCUACCUCAUCGACCUCUGCGAGCCGCUGCUCGAGGUGGCUCGCCAGCGCUUUGCCGCGCGGGGCCUCAAGAAUGUUCAGGUGCUGUGCCAGGACGCCAAGGAGUUUAUGCUCCCCAGCCUGGCCGACGACCAGAAGGUGGACCUCUUUACGUGCAGCUACAGCAUCUCCAUGAUCCCUCCCUUCUAUGCCGUUCUGGACCGCAUCAACGAUUUCCUUGACCCUGAGACGGGCGUGUUUGGCGUCGUUGACUUCUAUGUCUCGGGCCGUAGCCCUCCGAGCGGGGACAAGAGCGCACAGAUCGGUGGUGACAACAGGCGGCACUGUGGCUGGCUCAGCCGCUUCUUUUGGAGCCACUGGUUCGAGUUCGACCACGUCGAGCUGCACCCUGCUCGCAGAGACUACCUUGAGUACAAGUUUGGCACGAUCAAGUGCUUCAAUGGCCGCAACAACUUCAUCAUCCCGUUCAUUGUCCGCAUCCCCUAUUACAUCUGGCUUGGCUGCUCGCGUAGCCGCGACACGACGGACGCGAUCCAGGCUUUUGAGGUGGAAGCCGGGAACCGCGUCAUUGUGCCCCCUUCGUUCCCUGAGCUCUCCUUUGCCCAUCUCCUCUCGGCAUCCAAGACGCAGAUUCUGACGGAAAAGAGCGGCCAGGACUCUGCCGUAGCGUCCGCGCAUACGGGUGUCUUGACAGACCCAAGCAAUCUCGUCAAGCGUCGAGGAAGCGAGACCAACUCGACUAGCUCUUCGGCCUCGGGCUUCAAAAUUGACCUGGGCCCUCAAGUGCCCCUCAGCUCCUUCCACUACCAGAAGCGCCAGUGGCGCCUGCCUUACAUCGACCCUGACUUUGCCAGCUUCCGCUCCUUCAUCUAUGGCUUUACCUGGGAGGACCCAUACGUGGACAUGGCCCACCUUGGCUUGACCAAGGAUGACUCGGUUCUCUGCAUCACCUCUGCCGGCGACAAUGCCUUGCACUACGCCAUUGCUGCGCAGCCAAAAAGGAUCCACUGCGUCGACAUGAAUGCCUGCCAGGGCCAUCUGAUGGAGCUCAAGCUCGCUGCCAUUGCUUCCCUCGAGUACGAGGAGUUCUGGUCGCUCUUUGGCGCCGGUCGCAGCGACAAGUUCCGUGAGCUCCUCGAGAGCAAGAUUUCGCCCUACCUCUCGUCGCACGCCUACCAGUUCUGGCGCCUCAACAACAACUACUUUGACCGGGCAUUCUACUUCCGAGGCUACUCUGGCCACGCCCUCCGACUGGCCAAGAUCGCUUUCCGACUCGCUGGUGUUCAGAAGCACGUCGACGCCUUCUGCGAAGCAAAGACGGUCGAGGAGCAGCAGGCCAUGUGGGACAAGCACCUCCGAAACACAUUGAUCAACAAGACGAUGAUCCGCCUUUUCCUCAGCAACCCAGCCUUCCUUUGGAAUGCGCUGGGCGUGCCCAUGAAUCAGUACAACUGUUUCCGACACGAGGGUGUGAGCGUCGAGCAGUACGCCAUCGACACGCUCGACUCCAUCUCGAGCCGGUCGCUCGUCAAGACGGACAACUACCACUACCGGCUGUGUCUUGAAGGCAACUACACGCGCGAGUCGUGCCCCCUGUAUCUCAAGCCCGAAGGCUUCAAGAAGCUCAAGCAGGACGCUGCCAAGCUCCUCGACAGCUUCAGGCUGCAUACCGACAGCAUUGUCCGUGUGCUGCGCGGGCUCGAAGAUGGCAGCCUGACGCGUGCCAUCACCAUGGACCACAUGGACUGGUACGAUCCCGUUCCGGCCGCGAGACCCGCACCAACGUUGCAGCAGGCUCGCAACGACAAAGACAAGAGCAUCAGCGACCUCGACCGAGAAAUCUUUGAGCUGAGCCGAGUCAUUGCCAAGGGUGGAAGCGUCUUCUACCGAUCGGCGGCCAAGCAACCGUGGUACUCGCAGCGCUUUGAAAAGAUGGGCUUCCACGUCGAAGCGGUCCACAUCCGCGAGACAGGCAAGCCAAUCGACAACGUCAACAUGUACGCUUCCUUCUACAAGGCCACUCGCGUUUAAGGCGUCCACAUUCCAUAGAUCCGCGCUCCUUUAUCCGACAAAAUCCAUUCAGCUAUUCUCCAGUCAUGUCAUAGUCAAGCUGCUCGUUGUUCUUCUCCCAAAAGAAAAAGGCAGGUGUACGUUGUAACGACCACGUCGCAAUUUUCAUUUCACUUGAGCAAAUGACGCCUUUA